GUGGACCUUCCAUGGCUCCCCACGUGCCAGCGCCCCCUGCCUGGCUGGCCUGGCUAGCCCUGCCCUGCCGCCUGCCCUGCCCAGGCUGUGGGCGAGGCUGUUCUUGGGGCGAGUGGGUGGGAGGUCCCAGCUACUGGGGCUGGACCAGCCCAGCACGCUCCCUCCCCCGACACCUUGGCCCCUGACCCCCAUUUGCUCACACCUAGUUUUUUUCCAGCACCUCCUGGCCUUGCCCACUCUGUCUCCUCGUCUCCCUUCCCCUUCCCUUCGCCGGUGCCCUUUUUCACUUCCAUCCAUUUUAAAGGAACUGACCGUGUUCCACCGUACACACCCGGGUUUCCCUCACGCUUAGGGAGAGAUCCUUCGCAGAAGUCUGACUCCCUGCUGUCCACUACCGGUGUGUGUGGUGUUGAGUGGGGAGGAAUGGAAGGAGGUGGUUGAGGGAGAUAAGGAGCUGGCAAGCUCACAUGUGUCAGAGAGGAACCGUGUGUGAGAGCACAUGCGCUAGGCCCCACUCCAACAUAAGCCACCAACCAAAGUGUGACUGUGUGUGAAGAAAUGAUCAGUGUCGCUCACCAAGAGCCCUGUGUGGAGGAGGGAGGUGGAAGGAAGCCAAUGUUCGCUCACCUCUCCAUGUGUCCAUACCUGGUUAAGUGUGAGGGCCACUCUGUGAAUGCGGUCCCUGCCAGGUGUAAGAUUUAGGAGUCCAGUGGGGAUGCCUGUUUUGGUGGUGUGGUCAGCAAGAUUUGCAUGGCUGUAUGUGGAUGUGUGCUAGCCCCUGGUAGAGGGUGUAUGUCUCGGGGUCUGAGGCUAGUGUGUAUAAGCGUGAGAGCGCAGAUGGAAACGGUAGAGUGGAGCCCUGAGAAAGGACAGUGAUGGAGGGCACCUGGAGCACUUAGGUUGUUGGGCAAUCGCCUGAUCCCUAUGGGACAGAGUCCUGGGCUUUCCUGGGUCUAGGCUAGUAGGUUUUGAAUCCCUCCCUGUAAGCCUUCUUCUGACAUUCCUUCCAACUUUGAGGAGGAGGGGCCUAGCCCACGAGGAACCCUCCCAGAGGAGGGAAGAUUCCUGAGAUCUCCCCCACUCUCCCACCUCCUCACAUACCACUGGUGUCCUUGCCCCUCCCUGGAAGGGAAGGGUGAUGCCCAUUCUGAAGUAGUACAAACUGAGAAUUUGUGCUGGCUUGGGAGAGAAUCCUGGGUGUGUAUUUUUAGCAAUCUUCUGAUCAGAGCUUAUCUGGCUGGUCUAAGGUGGCGAGUUUGGAGCCUUGGUUUUCUCAAUUCCGGUGGGUCCUGCUCCUCUAGGCAUUGACCUGUGGCCUGGACCCACCCUCCACCACAUGCCCAUUGUAGCGGGGGCGGGCAGAGGGCGGGGCUGCUGCAAGAUCUAGUCAGACAGGUGGAGCCGCCAGGGCAGGAGUCUCAAAGAGCCAGGCUCCAGGAGUGGAAAAGAGAGAGGGGAGCUUGCGGGUGAGAAGAGGAGGAGAGAGACUGAAGGUGAGCACUGGGAAGCAGCCGCGGCCGGAGAGUCCUUAGCCAGGAUGGAGGCUGUUGUGAACUGGUAUCAGGACUUGAUGAAGCUUACAGAUCCCCGGAUCCAGAAAUACCCUCUGAUGGGGUCCCCUUUGCUAAUAACAUCCAUCCUUCUGACCUAUGUAUACUUCAUCCUCUCACUUGGGCCUCGAAUCAUGGCUAAUCGGAAGCCCUUCCAACUUCGUGGCUUCAUGAUUGUCUACAACUUCUCACUGGUGAUAUUCUCCCUCUACAUUGUCUAUGAGUUCCUAAUGUCUGGUUGGCUGACUACAUACACCUGGCGCUGUGACCCUGUAGACUUUUCCAAUAGCCCUGAGGCACUUCGGAUGGUUCGAGUGGCCUGGCUCUUCAUGUUUUCCAAGGUCAUUGAGCUGAUGGACACAGUGAUAUUUAUUCUCCGGAAGAAAGACGGGCAGGUGACCUUCCUCCAUGUCUUCCAUCAUUCCGUGCUUCCCUGGAGCUGGUGGUGGGGGAUAAACAUUGCUCCAGGAGGAAUGGCCUCUUUCCAUGCCAUGAUAAACUCCUCCGUACAUGUUGUCAUGUACCUAUACUAUGGAUUGUCUGCCCUUGGUCCUGUGGCUCAACCCUACCUUUGGUGGAAAAAACAUAUGACAGCCAUUCAGCUGAUCCAGUUUGUCCUGGUCUCACUGCACAUCAGCCAAUACUACUUCAUACCCAACUGCAACUACCAGUACCCUCUCAUCAUCCACCUCAUCUGGAUAUACGGUACCUUCUUCUUCGUGCUCUUCUCCAAUUUCUGGUACCACUCUUACACUAAGGGAAAGCGGCUGCCCCGCACAGUCCAACAAAACGGAACUCCAGCUAUCACCAAGGUCAAGGCCAACUGAGAAGCGUGGCCUAGCUAUUGCCCACCUAAGUGCCUCAGGACUGCACCUUGGGCAGCAUCCACCAGUGUCCUCUCCACCAACACCUAUGACCAGGGCUCAUGUGGUCAGGACUGAGUAGGAGGACUGGUUCUCCCCUCCCCACAGCUGGUCUACAGGGACUAC
Messenger RNA from Microtus ochrogaster (prairie vole), 2539 nucleotides. NCBI's taxonomy places the organism in Eukaryota, Metazoa, Chordata, Mammalia, Rodentia, Cricetidae. The record is from RefSeq and is a predicted model, not a curated record.